Messenger RNA from Knipowitschia caucasica, 2226 nucleotides. Lineage: Eukaryota; Metazoa; Chordata; Actinopteri; Gobiiformes; Gobiidae. The record is from the annotation of a GenBank genome assembly.
AUGGGAUGCUCGCCAUCCAAAGGAAAGUUAUUCUCCAAACCAGGAAAUGGCUCUACUCUGGAAACCGCUCCGUUGGAAGAAGCACCUUUGGAUUUUGUCAACGCUGGACCUGAAGAAAGAAAAAGUGUGGAGGGAAGUGUGUCUCCACCAACCGACAACGAACCUGCUCCGAACCCAGAUCGUCACAUUAUUGACACAACAAACAAUGAUAAGGGAAAUGAGAUGGAGACGGCGCCUGAAACAUCCAAUGAACCCCAAGAAACUGAUGCAGUGAAAGGGACGCAGAGGAAACCUAAAAUGAAGAAAAAACAAAGAUCAAACGGACAGCUGAGAAAGUCCUCUCCCGCUAAAGUGGACUUUCCCCCACACAUGGUGAGAGCCCAUCAAGCCGCCUAUGCCUAUCUCAACCCAAACAUCUCUAAAUUUGAAACAUUACUAGAGUUAUUGGACCAAGCAGCUCACACACAGCACUCUCUCCAACCCAUGAUGGCUGCUUUAGUCCUUCGUUUCGAGGAGAUCAACCAGGCCUUAGAGGAGAUGGCAGAGGAGGGGGAGUUGAUGCUGAAGGAACAUGGCGACUACAUGUCUUUAUCCUCUGGCAUGAUGGGUCCGCCUGUUAUAUCACCACUGAAAUCAGGCGAUGAUACAGGCCCAUCUCCAGACCUGCUCCAACAACUGCUCAGGCAUUCCUUGCAAAAAAUGAGGAUUGUGGGGGGAUCUUUCCAGACCGUGGGAGACUCUACUUUAGAAGACACUGUGGAGUACUUUGCGUCUCUCUCCAAAGUGUUGGUUAGAAAAAUAAUGGUCAAGCACGAUCUAGAGCAACGGAUAGCCACAGUUUUGGCUAAAGUGGAAGCAGCUGCUGUGAGGAAGGGUAACCCCGAGGAUUCAGCUCUACACAGUGAGGACAGUGGCAUCGGGGGUGAGAAUGACAGCGUGACGGGGUCAGACCGACAAAGAAGACACAGAGGCAGUGCUGGGUCUAGUAGCAAUGCAUCUAGCGGCAACGUAUGCGCAGUUUUACCCAGUAACAGAACAAACGAGUACAAUGAGGAGGACGAGGACCUUGACGAGGAUCUUGACGAGGACGAUGAAGACAUGCCAGUGCGAAAAAGGUCUAACUCGUCACCUCCAGACCCCAGCCAACCACUUCUGAACAUGCUCAAGAUGCAGAAGAAAGCGCAUAGGCCGCAAACUGCACUCAAUGGACUUGCUCAAAGCUCAGACAAGAGAAGACCUUUCACUGAUCAUCAAAGCAAUCUGGACAUCGCUGGGUUCCGAAGACAUUCAGUGACAGGACCAGGCUCCAACCAGAGAGUCUGUAAAACCAACCCAGCCUUUGCAUUUCAACGCCCAAAACCCCCGCCCUCAGUCAAGAAGCUGAUCAACAACUUCAGCAAUCUACCGGCAAACAGAAGAACAAGCAAGUCUCAAACCUGGACGGAUAGCCAAGAAGAUCCAGAUGAGGACAAUCUACCCCCACCCCCUCCAGAGGUACUGAUGGAUAAUUCCUUUCACAUCAUCGAGAGUAUGGCAGGCAAUGAAAAUCUAGCUCAGAAUUCGGCUAAAGCCUUAAACAGAAGACAAGGAUUAUCCCAACGUAUGAAGACGACAGUAGAACUUUUACCAAACAGAGCGAGUAUCAAGACCAAAGGGUUCGAUCUUGCUAACGUUGGUCCACAACAAGAGAGACAUCAGAAAGAAGCAGGUCUUGAUCCCGAUAGUAGUCUGUACCAACAAGCACGUGCGAUAAUUCACAUCCGGAGUGCGGCAGGACCUCUACAGCCACCCGUGAGGGGGGAUAGCCUUGAGGGGGAGGCUCCGUUCUCUCCGCCCGUCACAGCACCACCAGUGUCCAGGGUGCGCUUGCCUCCAGUGGGGCACAGACACCCAAGUCCACCGGCGAGACCCCAGUCCAGCUCCUCUCGGCCCGGGUCUCCGAGGUCUAUCGCUAGAGCCACGGACAACCCAGUGGAGCAGAUUGUCCCCUCUGUGUCAUUCAAGGAUGCCCGCUCCGUCUUCUGUAAGAACGAACCACAGCGGCCAUCUUGGACUUCGUGUGGGGCGUCGGUGCUUCCCAAACCGUGGGGAGAGAGCUCCAGAGGCCGGGCAGCGAGCCGGAGCACGGACUCCCCCCGCCGCGUACAGUCCGACCACAGGCCUCCCAUCACCAUCCGGAACGGGGGAGGCCGAUAUGACCAUAGUGUGCCUGCUGCUGGCCACUAA